UGACAAGUUCGUUGAGGUUGUCGUUAACGGUUCAUUCCUAGACACACACUCUGCCUCUCCCACCACCCUUCACCGUCACCGCCGCCGGUGGUCUCUUCAGAUCUGCAAUGGCGGCAGUUGAAAUCGCAAACGCAGGCUUUUGGUUCAAGACAGGCCCGACACUCAGCCCGAGUAAACCUGGGCCGUGGAGGCGAGUUGUGGCCCAAAACAAGCCUAAUCGGAAACCCCCAACCCCAAGGUGCUCUCUCGUCGAUCAGCAGCAACCCGAGGCUCCUUCGUCCUUGUCUUCUUCUUCUUCUUCUCCGUUCACCAAAGAAGAGAAUUCACUGAUCGAAGCUCUCAUUGGCAUCCAGGGCCGCGGCCGCUCCGCUUCUCCGCAGCAGCUCCAGGAGGUUGAAAAAGCUGUGAGGAUUCUGGAAGAUUUGGAAGGCAUUAGUAAUCCAACAAGUUCAAGCUUGAUUGAGGGCAGAUGGCAGUUAAUGUUCACGACUAGGCCGGGAACAGCAUCACCAAUACAGAGGACGUUUGUUGGUGUAGACUCUUUCAGUGUAUUCCAAGAGGUGUAUCUUCAAACCGAUGAUCCACGCGUGUCCAACAUUGUGAGGUUCUCUGAUGUAAUAGGGGAACUGAAAGUUGAGGCGGCGGCAUCAGUUAAAGAUGGAGAAAGGAUUCUUUUCCAGUUUGAUAAAGCUGCUUUCUCUUUCAAGUUUCUGCCCUUCAAGGUUCCAUAUCCAGUACCUUUCAGACUUCUUGGGGAUGAAGCUAAGGGCUGGCUAGACACGACAUAUUUGUCACAAACUGGAAACCUUCGCAUUUCGAGAGGGAACAAAGGAACCACAUUUGUCCUCCAAAAAGAAACAGACCCAAGGCAAAGAUUUCUGUCUGUCAUAUCCAAAGGCACAGGGGUAGCCGAGGCAAUUGAUGAGUUCAUCUCAUCCAAUCAAAAGGAUGGAAACAGUGAACUGGAGCUUAUUGAAGGAGAAUGGCAAAUGAUAUGGAGCUCCCAGGUUGAAACUGAUAGUUGGAUAGAGAAUGCUUCAAAUGGUCUAAUGGGCAUGCAGAUUGUCAAACCAAACGGCCAACUCAAGUUUGUUGUGAACUUACUGCUUGGCUGCAGAUUCUCCAUGACUGGCACAUACUCUAAAUCGGGUGGCAACACAUACGAUGUCGCAAUGGAUGAUGGAGCCAUCAUAGCUGGGCCUUAUGGACUUCCUACUGAACUGAAAAGCAACUUCGUCUUGGAGUUACUAUAUGUUGAUGAGAAGAUCAGAAUUUCGCGUGGAUACAACAAAAUUGUAUUCGUUCAUGUGCGCGUUGAUGGAUCAAACUAGAAAUAAUAAAGCAACUCCAGCAAGCUAAGAAUCCUGGCCUAUUUAUGAUAGUUGUUUAUAUUAAGAAUACAAGUGCAUGUAAUAGUCAUUCUUACCCAUUGUACAAGCUAGAAUUUCAAUCAGAAACAUACGUUGAUGCUCAAAAACUACACAAUGAAUAAGGUUCAACUUAAUUGCAAAGAAAAUUCAAUCCCACCA
This is a messenger RNA of Ipomoea triloba (trilobed morning glory), 1529 nucleotides long. RefSeq names its product probable plastid-lipid-associated protein 12, chloroplastic. The coding region runs from base 108 to 1331 and encodes 407 amino acids. The transcript has 11 exons. The record is from RefSeq and is a predicted model, not a curated record. NCBI's taxonomy places the organism in Eukaryota, Viridiplantae, Streptophyta, Magnoliopsida, Solanales, Convolvulaceae.